Thamnophis elegans (Western terrestrial garter snake) is the source of this 1685-nucleotide messenger RNA. It is a transcript of the gene SREK1IP1, whose product is annotated as SREK1 interacting protein 1. The transcript is spliced from 5 exons. The record is from RefSeq and is a predicted model, not a curated record. Gene Ontology annotation, molecular function: nucleic acid binding; zinc ion binding. Lineage: Eukaryota; Metazoa; Chordata; Lepidosauria; Squamata; Natricidae. The coding region runs from base 71 to 547 and encodes 158 amino acids.
UUUGCCCCCCGCGCGCUGGUCCGACCGGAGUUAGUUGAGGCUUAGAGGCGGGGAGGGUUGCGCUGGGCGCAUGGCGUUGCCAGGUGGAAAUAAGGAUAACAUCAGGGCAGGGUGCAAGAAAUGUGGCUAUCCUGGUCAUCUGACAUUUGAGUGCCGAAACUUUCUCCGUGUGGAUCCCAAAAGAGACAUUGUUUUAGAUGUGAGUAGCACAAGCAGCGAAGAGAGUGAGGAAGAAGAGCUGGGAAAACUUGAUGCUGUUCCAGAAAAGCAGGGUAUUCCUGAUGAAGAAGAAAAGAAAAAGAUCCAAAAGAAGAGCAAGGAAAAAUCAAAAUCAAAGAAAUCAAGAAAAAGAUCUCAUUCUUCAAGCAUCACAGAAGACGAUGAACCUAAAUCAAAAAAGCAGAAGUCCCAUAAAAAAGAAAAGAAGAAAGUAAAAAAGAAUAAAUCCAAGAAAAGAAAACAUCAUCACAAAAAGGGAGGAAAAAAACACAAAAGAGGAAAAGAUUCUUCAUCUUCCAAUAGUUCAGAUUCUUCUAGCAAUGAUUGAAAACCAAGAUUUAGGAUGAUCUACUUCAAUCCUAGUUCAAAUAAUGCCACAAGAUAUAUAUUCCUUAAUAAUUUAUUUCAAAAAUAUCUUUGUAUUAAACUUUUUGGGAGAGGGCGGAGGGAUUAAAGUCUUCAUUAUCUUUUGUGGGUUUCAAUCUAUUUGUACUUCCUGAUUGAAAAUUAUUUGACAUUAAAAUCUUAGAAGUAAUUGUUAUUUCUAAGAAUUUAAUCUCAACAAUUACAAAGUAUUCACAUACAAAAUACAGUAAUUUUAGUUGUACAGUCCUAUGGUUUUGUUUUACCACUUCUGAUAAUCAUUGGGUACCUGCAAAGGGACUGCUGUUCCACAGAUUCCAGAUCCCAUUUAUUUCCAUUAUAGGUCCCAGAAUGAGAAGGAAAAGAACCCCUCCCCAAUUCCAGAGUAAGCAUUUAUAUCCCUUAACUGGGAACACCUGGAAAAGUUCCACUUGCAUCAGCAUCCCUUCCAGUAGAAAACUAGCAGAGCAUGGAACCAGUAAUUUUCUCUCUUUAAUUUCUCUUUUUUUUUCCUGACCCAUGGAAAUGUUUUGUCUUUGUGUUCUGUUAUUAAGAUACAUGUUCUUUUACACGUUUAGUAAAACUAGAAGGGACUAUGUAUCUUAGAAAAUUUUGAAACAUACAAUCAUUGCUACUUAUAGUGGAUGAUUUUAGAACUAAUUCUAAGAGUAAGUAGUUCUAGAAUCAUCAGCUAUAAGUAGCAGUAAUUGUAUUGUGUACAGCAUGGGAGGGAAAGAAGUGUGAAGAUGUUGAAAGACUGUUGUAGAAUAUUAUAAGUGCACGUGUAGAAGCAUCUCUGGAUCAGGAUGCAAGUUUGUUAGAGUAAAUAUUGGGAAUUAAAUGAACAAAGUGGACAUUUUUAUGCACCCAAGUGAUUUUUUUCUAGUAAAAAAUCCUGUUUUUUGACCACUUGAACUAAAGAUGAAAACUAUUUUUAUGCUGCUUUUUUAUUUCCAUGUUGUUUCUUGCCAUUUAUUUGUAUAGAUGAAAAAUUAGAAUAUACUUUUUUUGGGACCAAAGAAGUAAACCUGAUUGAAUUUCUAAGCUAAAUGAUUGCUUUAUUGUGCUUAAUUUGCUGAAAAAUUAAAAAGGUCAUUAUUUUA